CAAUAAUCGAAAUCUUUAGUGACAUCUGUCAUUUUUGUGAAGUUUCUUUCCAAUACUUGUGUCAAAAUUUUGUAGGUUUCCACGAUGGGAGCUUACAAAUACAUCCAGGAGCUCUACAGGAAGAAACAGAGCGAUGUUCUCAGAUUUUUAUUGAGAGUCCGUGUAUGGCAAUAUCGCCAGUUGACCAAACUUCAUAGGGCUCCUAGACCGAGUCGUCCUGACAAGGCCAGAAGAUUGGGGUACAGGGCCAAACAAGGUUUUGUUAUCUUCCGUAUCCGUGUACGUCGUGGUGGUCGCAAACGUCCAGUACCAAAAGGUGCCACUUAUGGUAAACCCAAAAGUCAUGGAGUUAACCAAUUGAAACCUGUCCGCAACCUCCAGUCACUUGCUGAAGAACGUGUAGGAAGAAGAUGUGGUGGAUUAAGAGUGCUCAACUCUUACUGGGUAGCUCAAGAUUCUUCUUACAAAUACUUUGAAAUCAUCCUCAUUGAUCCUUCACACAAUGCAAUUAGAAGAGAUCCCAAAAUCAACUGGAUUGUCAAUGCUGUUCACAAACAUCGUGAACUCAGAGGAAAGACUUCUGCUGGCAGAUCAUCUCGUGGAUUGGGCAAAGGUCACAGAUACUCUCAGACCAAGGGAGGUUCCAGAAGGGCCGCCUGGCUCAGAAGGAACUCAUUGCAAUUGCGCAGAAAGCGUUAAGUGUUUUGUAUUUAAUUUGAUUUUAAGGAUUAAAAAAUGACUGGAAUUGA
Molecule: messenger RNA, 749 nt
Organism: Ceutorhynchus assimilis (cabbage seed weevil)
Lineage: Eukaryota; Metazoa; Arthropoda; Insecta; Coleoptera; Curculionidae
Source: the annotation of a GenBank genome assembly